AGUACGAAGAAAGUAACAGAUUUACGCAGAGGAUAAAAUUAAAGAGGGGAUUCCGCCGACCCUCAUUUGUAAGUUGUAGGUUCAAUUGAGCGAAGAAAGCAGGGUAGUUCCGUUGCGAGAAGAGUAAAGUAAUAAUAGUUUGGUCUCGCGUAGUUCAAUCGAAUCAUUCCCAUGGCUUCCUCCUCCGGGAACGAGAAGAAGACAUUAGGGUUUAUGCGGCACGCGAUGAAACGCAAGGACAGCUUCAUUCAACUAUUCGCCAUGACCGGAAUCCUCCUCUUAAGCAUGAGAUCUUUGGGCCAAAAGUACAAAAUCCACUCCCUCGAAGAAGACAUUCACACCCUCAGCCUCGACCACGCUUCCCUCACCGACCGCAUCAAUAACAUCAAGCGCGACCUCCUUCGAGAAGCUUCUCAAGACUCCACCGGCCUCUUCGCUUCUCGCCUCCGCCACCUCUUUUCCGAAUAGCUUUGAUUCUUUCCCUCUCCUCGUGAGUUUUUUUUUUCAUGUUUCUCAAUCUCUGAAGAAAUGGUUGUAAGCUUUGAGAAAUUAUAUAUCUCUUUUGCCUCUUUAAUUGUUCCUCUGCUGAUAGAAAACAAAUAAACUAGACUCGUGAAUAAUACAGUAUUUGAGGAUGUUUGUUACUUUUUUCUAGUAAUAUAUUUGGUCUGAUUAUUAGCAUGAAA
Cajanus cajan (pigeon pea) is the source of this 686-nucleotide messenger RNA. RefSeq lists its product as uncharacterized. NCBI's taxonomy places the organism in Eukaryota, Viridiplantae, Streptophyta, Magnoliopsida, Fabales, Fabaceae. The record is from RefSeq and is a predicted model, not a curated record.